Molecule: messenger RNA, 2138 nt
Organism: Suncus etruscus (white-toothed pygmy shrew)
Lineage: Eukaryota; Metazoa; Chordata; Mammalia; Eulipotyphla; Soricidae
Gene: PRDM13
Product: PR/SET domain 13
Exons: 4
Coding region: 35-2122 (695 amino acids)
Cellular component (GO): nucleus
Molecular function (GO): protein binding
Source: RefSeq, a predicted model, not a curated record
CGUCCGGACGCCAGCCGGAGCGGUGGCGGCAGAAAUGCACGGAGCCGCCCGCGUCCCGGCCACCUGCGUGAGUGCCGAUUGCUGCAUCCCCGCCGGCAUGCGCCUCGGGCCGGUGCCUGGAACCUUCAAGCUGGGCAAGUACCUGUCAGACCGCAGGGAACCCGGGCCCAAGAAAAAGGUGCGCAUGGUGAGAGGGGAGCUGGUGGACGAGUCCGGGGGCUCCCCUCUGGAGUGGAUAGGGUUAAUCCGGGCAGCCAGGAACCCCCAGGAACAGACUCUGGAAGCUAUUGCAGACUUACCAGGAGGACAGAUCUUCUACCAAGCACUUCGAGAUGUCCAGCCAGGGGAGGAGCUGACUGUAUGGUAUUCCAAUUCCUUAGCUCAGUGGUUUGACAUCCCCACAAUUGCAACACCGACACACGACGAGAAAGGGGAGGAGCGGUACAUUUGCUGGUACUGCUGGAGGACCUUUCGUUACCCAAACAGCCUCAAGGCGCACCUCCGUUUCCACUGCGUACUCCACAGCGGCGGGGGCCGCGCUUUCUUGCACCACCAGCACGCGGCUCGGCCCAGCGCUGCCCGGGCGGCGGAUGGCCUGGGUCUCUCCCCGAAACUCUCCACGCCCGACUUCGCUGCUCUGCGGCCCCACCCACAGGCUUUGCGACCCCAACAGGCCUGCGGGGCGCGGGAGCACAUCAAGCGCGAGGCCUCCUCGGCGGCUACGACCACCGCGUCGCCCCUGGGGAAGUGGGGGCAGUCCAAGAAGGGGAAGGACCAGGCGGAACGCGUCCCGGACAUGAGCGGGACGGCCCGGGGACACUUUCUGGGCAUCGUGGGCGGCUCGCCAGCGGGAGCGGGAGGCUUGGCUUUCUACCCGGGCUUGCGCUCCGCUUUCAAACCAGCCGGGCUGGCCAGGGCGACGGCGGCAGCGGCAGCGGCGGCGGUGGCCCAAGGCGACUCGUACCGGGAGGAGGGUGGCGGGAAGCCCGGCUCGGCUCUGUCCCUAGGCAGGCUGCUGGGCGGGGGGCGCCCCGGGGCCGAGGGCCACCCCCACCCCCACCCCCACCAGGCGCACCACCAUCAUCACCACUACCACCAUGCCAACAAGUGCCUGCUCUCGGGAGACCCCUCGCUCCCGGCUGUGCGCGGCUUCCCUCUGCUGCCCGGCCUCCCGGAGGAGGCGUCCGCUUUCCAGCAUGUGGAGCAGCGCGUCCCGCCCGGGGCCACCGCCGCCGCCUCUCUGUCCGGGGCGCGCUUCGCUCCGCUGCCUCCGAGCCCCGGGCUGCCGGCCCUCGACGUGGCUGGCUGGAAGGCCUGCUCGGGCGGCGAGUGCAGCCACCUGCCUGCCCAUGUCAUGCCGGCCUUCACCGUCUACAACGGGGAGCUCCUCUACGGCUCGCAGGCCGCCGCCGCCGCCGCCUAUUACCCGCUCAAGCUGCACUUCGGCGGGCUGCUCAAGUACCCCGAGUCCCUCUCCUAUUUCGCCGGACCCGCGGGGGCGGCCGCUCUGGGCCCGGCGGAGUUGGGCUCCCUGGCCAGCCUCGACCGCGAGAUCGCCGUGCACACGCAGCAGCUGUCCGAGAUGGCAGCGGGCAAAGGCCGCGGCCGCCUGGACGCGGGCUCGCUGCCACCCGCCGUGGUGGCUUCGGGGGGCGCUGGCAGCGGCGGCGGCGGCGGCGGCGGCGGGGCCGCGGGCAAGCCCAAGACCGGCCACCUGUGCCUCUACUGCGGCAAGCUGUAUUCGCGCAAGUACGGGCUCAAGAUCCACAUGCGGACGCACACGGGCUACAAGCCGCUCAAGUGCAAGGUGUGCCUGCGGCCCUUCGGCGACCCCAGCAACCUCAACAAGCACAUCCGGCUGCACGCCGAGGGCCACACGCCCUACCGCUGCGAGUUCUGCGGCAAGGUGCUGGUGCGCCGCCGGGACCUGGAGCGCCACGUCAAGUCGCGCCACCCCGGCCAGAACGCGCUGGCCCAGACCGUGCCCGGCCCCGGGACCGAGCCCGACUGCCCCCUGGCACCCGGGGAGCCCCCCAGCGACCACGAGAGCGACGUGGACGUCUGUUUCACCGACGACCCGAGCGACCCCGAGGCCGGAGGUGGCAGCGAGAGAGACUUGUAGGAGAGUCUUUUGGGGG